AUGCCUUGGGGCCAGAAGCAUAAGCGCCGUACCAAUGAAAAAAAAGGCCGGGCAAGAUGUGAGAGCCAGGAUCUCAGGGGUGCUCAGGCCACUGCAACAGCAGCAGAAGAGUCCCACUCCUCUCCUGUUUUGGGGUGCAUUACACAGAGUAAGCCUGGUGCUCGUUCAUGUGACACUCCCCAGCAAGCUCAGAGAUCCUUAUCCACCACCACUAUUUCUGCAGGUGUUUCAUGCCCAAGAUCUCAUGAAGGUGCCAACUGCAAAGAUGGGAAAAGGGGACGUUCUUCCCAGGCCCUGCAAUCCACUGCACAGUCAGGCAAAGACUCUCUAAAAAAGCAGGUGAAUUUGUUGGUGCAGUUCCUGAUGCACAAGUAUAAAACAAAAAAGCCCAUUAUGAAGGCAGACAUGAUGAAAAUUGUCAGCAAGAAGCACAAGCGUCACUUCCUUGAGAUCCUCAGGAUAGCUUCUUUCAGCAUGGAGGUGGUCUUUGGCAUUGACUUAAAAGAAGUUGACUCUAUCAAGCACUUCUAUGACUUUGUCAGCAAAAUGGACCUCCCCAACAAUGGAAGGAUGAAUCGUGGCAGGGGGUUGCCAAAGACUGGUCUCCUGAUGACUCUCCUUGGUGUGAUUUUCAUGAAGGGCAAUUAUGCUACAGAGGAGGAGAUCUGGGAAUUCCUGAAUAAGAUGAAAAUAUAUGAAGGGAAGAAGCACUUCAUCUAUGGGGAGCCCAAGAAGUUCAUCAUGAAAGAUUUGGUGCAGGAAAAGUACUUGGAGUACCAGCAGGUGCCCAACAGUGACCCUCCAUGCUAUGAAUUCCUGUGGGGUCCAAGAGCCCACACUGAAACCAGCAAGAUGAAGGUCCUGGAAUUUUUGGCCAAGAUCAAUCAAACAGUCCCCAGUGCCUUCAAGGACCGGUAUGAGGAGGCUUUGAGAGAUGAAGAAGAGAGAGCUGGAGUCAGAGUUGCAGCCAUAGCUGACACUACUGAAUGUCCAGAGCAGGUCCCAGAACCAGCAGCUCUUCCCCCCGUUAGUGGAGUUGAGGAAGAUUCUUGUCCUGUGGUUGAAGAAGGCAGUCAAUGUUCCACGUAG
Messenger RNA from Choloepus didactylus (southern two-toed sloth), 1089 nucleotides. Its product is annotated as melanoma-associated antigen B3-like. The coding region runs from base 1 to 1089 and encodes 362 amino acids. Gene Ontology annotation, biological process: negative regulation of transcription by RNA polymerase II. Gene Ontology annotation, cellular component: nucleus. Lineage: Eukaryota; Metazoa; Chordata; Mammalia; Pilosa; Megalonychidae. The record is from RefSeq and is a predicted model, not a curated record. The transcript has a single exon.